AUGGAUUUACGAGAUCUUAUCGCUAAAAAAAGAUCAUCAUUAAAAUCGUGUAAAACGGUGAUAACAGAUCCGCUUGGCAACAAGUACGAAAUUGAACAAGGCCAAAUAAAGAAACUGGAGAAAAGCCUACCAUUUGUAGUAGACGAAAAACCUGAUUUGCGUGUCGCCAAUAUAAUACCAGGUUUAUAUCUUAGCUCUCAAGAUCCAGCAGUUUGUAUCGAUAUAUUGAAGAAAUAUGAAAUACGGCAUAUUUUAAGCAUAGGUGUGGCAAUUAAUAUUUCCGAGAGAUUCGACGAUAUUCGAUAUCACACCUGUGAUUUGUUAGACUUGCCGGAAUCGAAUAUAAUACCGUUGCUAAAAAGAUGCGUCCAUAUCAUACAUGCGACUCGUAAAGAAAACAUCCUUGUGCAUUGCAAUGCUGGUGUUUCUCGCUCCCCUGCUAUUGUUAUCGCUUAUUUAAUGAUUUAUAAAAAAUUGUCAUAUGAUGAAGCUUACAAUAAAGUAAAAAAAGCGAGAGGUUGCAUUAGACCUAAUGAUGGAUUUGUAAAACAAUUACAUAGUAUUGAAAACACAAUCUUUGUCAAUGAAUUGUAAUAGUGUGUUCUAAUAUAUCUAUGCUAAAAACAAUUUAGACAAAUAUUUUAAAAUGUUUACAUUAAUAUAAAUAUUUUUGGUCAUGUCAUAAUGUAUUUCAUACGAUAUAAUGCGUAAUAUGUAUGUAUGUGUGUAUGCGUACACAUACAUACAAAAUGCAUAUAUAUAUGUUUGCCUUGUGUUCCUUGGAAUAAAGAUUAUAAAGAAACAAAAAGAUAUAAUGCACAUAUAAGAAAUGGAUAAAUGGAUCAAUGAAUGUAGAAUAUAUUGUUAUAAUAGAGAAUCCAUGUGUUAUAACAUUAUUUACUUAAGUGUACAGAGAAUAUUAUUUCAUAUAUAUAAUUACAAUAUAUUUUAUAUCAUAACUCAUUAGAAAAUUAGAUUCAUGCACAGCAUCUAUCAAAUUCUUAGCCAAAAUUAAGUAUAUUAAGAUUUUUACUAAUUCUGGCUUCUUUUCUUAUAUUUACCAUGCAUUGGAGAUGACACAUAGGUCGCUGUACCAAGUAGAUUUAUAAAAAUUACUGUAAAUCUAAAAAAUAUAAGUGAAUUUCUGUAUA
Messenger RNA from Cataglyphis hispanica, 1151 nucleotides. Its product is annotated as dual specificity protein phosphatase 19. The transcript has a single exon. The record is from RefSeq and is a predicted model, not a curated record. Gene Ontology annotation, cellular component: cytoplasm. Gene Ontology annotation, molecular function: JUN kinase phosphatase activity. Gene Ontology annotation, biological process: protein dephosphorylation; regulation of MAP kinase activity. The coding region runs from base 1 to 594 and encodes 197 amino acids. NCBI's taxonomy places the organism in Eukaryota, Metazoa, Arthropoda, Insecta, Hymenoptera, Formicidae.